Aphanomyces invadans is the source of this 387-nucleotide messenger RNA. RefSeq lists its product as hypothetical. The coding region runs from base 1 to 387 and encodes 128 amino acids. NCBI's taxonomy places the organism in Eukaryota, Oomycota, Saprolegniomycetes, Saprolegniales, Verrucalvaceae. The transcript has 2 exons. The record is from RefSeq and is a predicted model, not a curated record.
AUGACCGUCUCGAGUUGGGACCACAUGGACACGAUCCAUUCCAACAUGGGCAAGAUCGUAAAGCAGCCAGAUCAGUCCCGCGUUCAGGUAGUACCGCAUGAGGACGAGCGAGACGGAAACGACAAGCAGCAAGCGCGCACUGGCGUUCAUCUCCUCGGCCACCAGCAUGUUGUGGCCGACCUCAGCAACGACACCAAACACGAGGAUGGCAUGGACAUCCUCGGUCCUCUCGCCUCCAUCUCGCUCGACUUGGCCCAAACCAAUGGCCAUGGUGCCAAGAUCGUCCACAUCAAGGACAUUCGGCGCUUCAAGUUGUCCAUGCCGCUCUACCCCGAACGUGCCAGCGGACCCGUCCACGUCGCCAAGAAGGCUACGACUUCACAGUAA